Messenger RNA from Ruditapes philippinarum (Manila clam), 7936 nucleotides. RefSeq names its product scm-like with four MBT domains protein 1. The record is from RefSeq and is a predicted model, not a curated record. The transcript has 20 exons. Lineage: Eukaryota; Metazoa; Mollusca; Bivalvia; Venerida; Veneridae. Gene Ontology annotation, molecular function: protein binding. Gene Ontology annotation, cellular component: nucleus. Gene Ontology annotation, biological process: regulation of DNA-templated transcription. The coding region runs from base 46 to 4812 and encodes 1588 amino acids.
AUAUAUUUUAGGGCAAUGAAUGGUGACUGAUUAACACUUAGCAGAAUGAAUCCAAACAACAGGCAAAAGGCUCUUGUCAAUGUGCCUCGUACACUGAGACCAAAGGCUGUGCCAGUGAGUCCUAUAAAAUCUCCGUUAGGAAAUUUGGUUCCGCAAGUGGCUGUCCCAAUGAUGAACCCACAAGGUCAAGGACAGGUAAUUUCAAGAGGGAAUAUUGUACCUCAAGUGUUCCAUGGUACAUCACUAUCCCAAACAAUGCCUACCACACAACCUAGAUUAACUGCCCAGGCCCUCUUCCCGCAGACUGGAGUUAUAACACAGAUGCCUUUGUCUCAACCAAGAAUGGCUACUCCAUAUCCACAAAGCGGCAUUGUCUCCCAGAGUUUAACUGGACAACAGACCAGAAUGAACAUACAGCCACUAUAUCAGCAGACUGUGUCAGUUUCACAAUCUGGCCUUAGAGCCCAGCCUACAAUAACUGCUCAAGCUCUUUACCGACAGGUUGGCCCUUUGUCACAGAAUCGUUCUGCAACCCCGCAACAAAUUGGUGCUCAGAUAGUUUAUCCACAGACUGUUCAAAUUGGUAGUCAGAUGCCCUCAGUUCAGAAUAGAGUCUCAAUGGUACAAAAUGCUGGUUGUGUGGUGCAGAACAGUGUUUCAGGGGUACGAAGCUCCCUAUCAGUGGUACAAAACAAAGUGGCCAUGGUACCAAACACCGCCUCUGUGGUUCGCAACACAGUUCCAGUAGUACGUAGCAAUGUCCCAAUGAUUAUGUCAGCUUCACCAGUAUUUCAAAACAUCAGUUUCCAACCGGGAGGACAGCUUGCAUACCCGUCACAGAUGAACGCCCAGGUUCAACCAAGACCACAAUUUGUUUAUCCAGAUCUGAUGGCUACUAAGGUUCCAUCUUCUGUCUUAAGCCCAGUCAUCUCUACUGCCACAAACCCUUUCCAGCAGAAAACUUUCUCUGUUGCGAAUCAAUUAAGUAUUAAUCAAGUGUUCACCCAGCCACUCAUGCAGCAUAAUGUUGUUCCAAGGUUAGUUCAAAUGAAUCCAGUUCAGAGUAUGGUACAAAAUCAGCUAUUGCCUACAGUGGCUCCUGAAAUUCAAAAAGACGAUGGUUUGAGUGUGACAGGGGAAACUGAAGGUUCGAUAUCGGCUAAGCAGGAUGUCUUGGAUAGUGACAAUAAAGUAAAAUCCUGCGAUCAAGAAAAUGAAUUAGAAGCGGGAAUAAUGUCAGAAACUACAGGGUUAGAGCCCCUUGCCGAGAAUGUUACUGAUAUCAGUGAAGGAUCAAAGACUGACGGUGUUACAAAUGAAUACACUGAAAUGACUCUUGAAGAUAAUCUUAUAUCAGAUGCCCAAUUAGGAAUUAGACCAUUUGAUAAGAAAGUAGGCAUAGAGGAAACUUUGCUGUUGUCCAGUGAACAGAAUUCACCAAUGGUGAUAGAUAAUGCUACAUCAGACUCUAGGGAGUCAUCCAGUAUGUCUAAUAUGGUUAAUACAAGUGACAUUGAGGAGUUGCUGCUAUUUCCGUCAUCAUUUGACACCGAGUCCUCGCAGAAUUCUCAAGCAUCUUUGGAUUUCACAAAUUCGAAGGCAGAUUUAAAGAAUACAGAAGAGUUAUCAGAAGGAGGGGACCAGGAAUCAAGGCAAGGUGGCUUGGAUCAGCAACAUUAUACAUCAGUGCAAGAUCAGACUCAUUCUGAAGACAGUGUUGAACCUUAUUUGGAGAUUCAACCUUUGACAUCUGAUUCCGAAGAUUCCAUUGAAGCACUGAUUGAAACUGAUGAAGAUGAUGUAAAAGAUGCUGAAAUUCCUGACCACACUACAAAUAAUACAGUCAGUGACCCUGAGGCAAGCAAUGAUGCUCUGUCGCAAAAUAUUUCUGAAAGUGGGGAUCAAGUUUUUGAACCAAUGGACGAGGGUUUGGAACAAAAUAGUCGAAGAAAGAUGGAAGAGGUGAAAGAUACCGAAAGUAUACAUUCCAAUGUAGAAAUGAAAAUGGACGGUUCUGUAAUGGCGGAUAUAGGUAGUCAGCCGAGUAGUUCGGAGGAUAGCCAAGACGCGGCUACAGCUUCCGACAUGUACGAUAUAUACACUGACGAUAGUAAUAGUAUAACUUGGGAAAAUUUUCAUCAUACUGUGUUAAAGUUAAAGGCCACUAACAUCAAAGACAAAGCACCUGUUACUUUCACAUCACUUAAAGAAAGUUCUUUGGACAAUACCCCAUCCAGCUGUGAUAUAGUGAGUGGUGAACCCACGUGUACAGAUGUUGAUGCUGAUAAUGAAACAGCUCAGUUUAAAGAUGAAACAGCUCAUGAACAAAGCUUUGAAGGAGAAGAUGAUGAGCCAGAAUUUGUAUGGGAAGAUUAUCUUCAACAGACUGGAACUACUGCAGUUCCUCCAACAGCCUUCAAACAUGUUGAAUGUAGUCUACAGAGUGGGUUUAUCCGAGGCAUGAAACUGGAAGUUCCUAACAAAUCUGAUCCCUCUACGUUCUGGGUAGCCUCGGUUCUCAUGACAUGUGGGCCGUUGUUAAGGUUACGAUACGACGGGUACGGUGAGGAGAGUUCCGGAGACUUCUGGUGCGAUUUGAACACUACUGAUAUACAUCCGAUUGGCUGGUCGGCCCAGAACGGAAAAAAUCUACAACCACCUGAUGACAUUCGGGACAGAGUUAGUGAUUGGAGAGUAUUUCUGCUAGAGUCACUAACAGGGGCCAGGACUGCACCUUCAUAUUUCUUUGAAAAGGGUACUGGGUGCAGUCCAGUUGACCAGUUGAAUUGCGGUAUGAGACUUGAACUUCAGGAUAUACUGAACCCUCUACAUGUCUGGCUGGUCCAGAUCCUAGAAAAUGUAGGAGGAAGGUUGUACCUGAGACUUGAAAGCACCCAGUCUGCCUCCAAACAUUUCUGGAUGUUUUACUUAGACCCAAGACUUCAUCCCGUUGGCUGGGCCAGUGAGCAUGGAUGUGUCUACAAACCACCUCAAGAUAUAUGUGAUGAACAAACAGAUGAAAACUGGUCAGAGAUUCUACAGGCAGCUCUAAAAGAAUGUGAGGAGGAUGGUGUACCUGAAGAUGUGUUUAAGGACCAACAAAUAUUGAAAACUCACCAGUUUGCUGUUGGGAUGAAACUUGAAGCGUUAAAUCCAGGUAUGAAUACGAUCGGUCCUGCCACCGUAACCAAGGUGAUCAACAAGUACUACUUCAUUGUUGAGAUGGACGAUGUGAGGAUUGAACACGAGAACAUUCAAAUCUGCUGUAACUCCGAGUAUCUGGGAAUAUUUCCUAUCUCAUGGUGUCAGUGUAAAGGAAUUCGUCUAAGUCCACCUCUUGGGUGGAGUGGUGGAGAUUUUGUUUGGGGAGAAUAUUUGUCAAUGUGUAAUGCUAAAGCUGCUCCAGAGAAGUUGUUUCACUCUGGAACAGAGGAUCAUGAGUUUGAGAGAGGUAUGAAGUUAGAGGCUGUCAACCCCAACAAUCACAAUCAGAUAUGUGCAGCCACCAUCACCAAGAUUGUUGGUCCGUUGCUAUGGAUACAUCUAGAUCAUAUGAGAGACAUUCCUAGUCAUAUAGAAGACAUAGACUCGCACAAUCUGUUCCAUGUCGGGUGGUGUGAGAGUAAUAAUUAUCAACUUAAACCACCAAUAAAGGCAAAAAAGAGACAAAGACGCAUGUCAGAACGGAGAACAGAAGAAGUUUAUCGCUCAAUAACAUCUAGUCAGACAAAAGGUGCCUGGUGCCCAACGAUCUACUUCAAUCACAGAUGUUUCUCUGGUCCAUAUUUAAGCAAAGGUCGUAUAUCAGAUUUACCGAAGCAUGUUGGUCCAGGGCCGAUGGAUCUUGUUCUAAGAGAGGUAUUAAGUUUGUUAGUGAGUAUAGCAUAUGUGCCUUGUAGAGCGUUGAAAGAGAUCCAACAAGAAGGACCAUUCAACCCGAGUAUGAAGGCACACAUUCUGAAAGCAAAGUAUAAAGGGAAGAAGUACAAGGCUGUUAUAGAGGUAUGUCAGACUGAGUCACAGUUGGAGGAUUUCUGUAGAAACACGUGUAUUAAGCUGGAAUGCUGCCCGUACCUGUUCAGUCCCGUACAAGUACGUAACAACUGCCCUGAAAACUGUCAACAGCUGACAAAAACUAAAUCAAAUCCAAAUUAUGGAAAGAAGAGAAAAUUCAGCAACUUAAUCAGUGUGAGGUCGUCCACAUAUUCUGAUGACCGAAGCAGGGAACCGAAGAAACGAGGGCGUAAGAAGAAACGAUUUCUAUAUAUACAGAAGAAAGGUCAAGGUCAGAGGCAGUACGAUGCUAAUGGUGAUCUGUUGAAAGAUGAAGGCUUCAUUGAUUAUGAUGAUGAAGAUGGAAUAAUGACGGCUGAGAGGAGAAGGUAUGACAUACAAACAAGAGGAGCAAAAUUGCCGAAGUAUAGCUUCGAGAAAAAAUCACAUAGAAAAAUACUGAUGUCCCAGGGAGCAGCACAUGCUGAAAAACACAAGCAAGGAUUAAAAAGGCUCAUACCGAAGUCUUGGCCUGUGGAGGUAAAAAAUGAGCGCCCCCUGGUGCCAAGAGAAGGUUCCAUGAAGUUAGAGAGUAACCCAUUAAAUUGGUCUGUAAAUGAAGUUGUACAGUUCCUGAAAACCACUGAUUGCUCACACCUUGCCAGGAUAAUCAAAGAACAGGAAGUGGAUGGGCAGGCAUUUCUGUUAAUGAAUCUAUCUGCUAUACAAGAACAUCUUGAGCUGAAAUUAGGACCAGCCGUGAAGCUGUGCCACCAGAUAGAGAGGCUCAAACUUGCCUUCUAUGAGAACUACGCUUGAACUGUUACCAUCGCGUCAUACUUAGUCUGUUUAGGCUAACUUAAGAAAUCAAGUUUUAUAUUUAGAACAUAUUUAGAACAAUUCAUCACAUUAGUGCAGUAAGAGUUUAACUUAUAUUAAAUUAUAGAAGGAGUUAACUCGUUACUGCGCUGAGAUGACAAAUUGUUGUUUGACCAGAGAUUAAAUAUACACAGAAAUCCGUUCAGUUUAAAUGUGGUUACAGAAGAUGAAUGGCUUGAAAAUAUGAUGUGAUUUUGUUAGAUGGACAGAGAAAAAUGGCUGGUUUUAAUUGUGAUAUGAUUUUGGGUGUGUGAGUAAACUAAAAGUUUGUAGGUAGAAUGUGUUGUGCGAAUGUUUGAAUGUUUGUUUAUGUUGUGACAUAAAGUCAAUGUUUUUUGUUGUAUUUCUUUGGUACAAGAUUUUUAUGUCACACAAAACAUGGGACAUAAUUUUUUUAAUGGAACAAGUAACUACCAAUUAGAUAAGCAGUCUUAUUUUGACAUUUGAUUGACAGCCAUUUGAAAUGCAUAGCGUUUAAAGGAACUCCACUGAGGUCAAAUAGCCUUAAAUCAUUUAAUUUGAAAUUCUUUCAUAAAUCUACUGGUACACUUAAAAUUGAAAACUAUGCAAUAGAUGAUAUAUAAAUAUACUCUGUAUUAAAUUGAUAAUCAAGUUUUGUGCUAUUUUUUGGCUGAUUUAAGUGAAAAGUGUUACAGCGCUUUUCAUUUUGAGGUCAAUUUGCAUAAUAAAAUUGAUUAUUCCUGGAAAACGGAAUGAGCAAAUGACCUGAAAUUUUUUACCUAAGUUAUUUGUGAAGACCUACAAUAUAUAAAAAGGACAUUAUACAAAGCUGUUGAAAAAAUAUAUUUUUUGGUUCCAUCAUGUGAAAAAACCCUCGGUCAAGUCCCUUUAAAAUCAUAUAUUAUUGCAGUUAUUAUAAAAAUUACAUGGAUAAAUUUUCUUAAAGUUAUGUUCAGACCAUUUAACUACAAAACAGCUUCUAAAGUCGAACGCCACUUGGGUUAUAUUUAAUUAUUUAUCUUAUUUACACUGUUAACAAGUUGCAAAACAAAUAACCUUUUCAAAUUGAUUGACAUUGGUGCUCCUGACAGUGUUUGUCGUGUAAUACCUCAGACAAAACAUAAGCAUUAUUGUAACCUAACUGUACAUACACAUUUUUAUUUCUAGAUUUGCAGGAAACAAAUUGUACAAUAUUUCAGUAUUAUAAACUUAUUUCAUUUCUUGUGUGCAUAUAUUAUUACAUGCCUAUUAUUCAAUAGGAAGACUUCUAGUACACAUUUUAACUGAAUGAUGUCAGUUAUUUCAAAGUAAUGUCUUGUUUAAUUGUUGGGACUCUCACAAUUGAAUUAAAUUUGUUUCACUUCGGGAUAUAAGAAUUAAAAUUAUGUUAAAGGAACUCCACUGAGGUCAAAAGCCUAAAAAUAUAAAAUUUGAAUUUCUUACAUUAAUCACUUAUGCACUUAAAGAUAUGUAAAUGAUUAAUAAGAAAUAUAUAAAAAGGACAUUAAAUAUAUUUUUGUGCUAUUCUAAGCCCAAUGUGAGUGAAAAGCAUUUCAACACUUUUCAAUUUGGCACAUUUAGAAUAGUUAUUCAGGAAAAUAGAGUAAUCGAAUGGUGCAAAAUUUCUUACACUAGUUAUUUGUCUAAACUUUCAUUAAAUGGAACACUAAUCUUGAAAAAUUAUUUCCAGUCCCAUCAUGUCAAAAAAUCUCAGUGGAGUCCCUUUAAAAUGCCAUAUUUGUGAUUCAAUUAAAUGUUGUACAAUUAUUUUAUUUUUCACAAGAAAACUCAGCCUUACUAUGAUGUGGUAGAUAUGUUUGGGGAAUAUGACCGGUGUUAACUUAACUUAAACUCUUUAUGUUUAAAAAAAAUUAAGGUUCAUGUAUGGGAUCAAGUUGGAAGAAUAUUGAUAUAAAUACAGAGGUGUUACUUUUAUUACAGUGUCAUUUUAGUUAUGUUUAAUAUGAGUACUAGGAAAUUAUUUGAUUGACAGGUUUUUUCUUUCGUUUUUUAAAAGAUUGAUUAUUAUAAUGUCAUAACUUUUAUACAAUUGUUUGUUUGGGAUAGAAUAUAAAAACGAAAUUUUCAUAUUUUUUACAUCCGACUAUCAUUUGAGUUUUUCCCAAAAACACUAACAUUUUGAUAUCUAAUAUAUAUUACAUGGGUAUAAAUUUUCAGGCAUUUGCCUGAAGUUCAGGUUUUUUCUACUUUUGAAAGCUCUUGUUUUCUAUAUAAAACCAAUUGAAAUAAUACUGCGUUUUCAGAUUUUCUGAUAUUUUUAGUUAAAACAAUAUUUUAUUGAUAAUCCACACAUUUACAUAAUAAAUUACAUAAAAUAAAAUUUACGGAUUGAGUAGGAAGCUUGUAAAGAUUUUUUGAAAACUCUCUCCGUAAUCAGUAUUUAACAAAUUUCAAAUAAAUGGUAACAAAAUAUAAAUGAUAUUUUUAACUUGCACCCAUGAUAUAAACUUAUUGAUUUUUGCUUUGUUUUUACAUAAAACAUUGAGUUUUAUAUUAAACUUAAAAUUGAACAUUGUUAAAUAAAGGUAUAUAAAUUGUUUUAGUGAACACUUUCAUUUCAAGAAAUAACAUCCAGUUGUAAUCUGGCGGUUGCUACACAUUUAUUGUCUUUCUCUAUGUUUAUUGCGUUAGAAGAGAACAUAUUUAAGAUUAAGAAUAUAGAAAAGAAAGUAUUUAAGAUGAUAAAAUAUGUAGGAAAGUAGAUCCAAUAUGGUUAUUUGUCCUUUUAAUUGUUAAUAUACAUAAAUAGAUAAUUUUAGAUGAAAGAAAUUUAUUAAAUUUGUCUUUUUUUAAGAUUCUGGGGUAUAUGAACAAAACAAACAUUCGUUUGGUACAUGUUCUUGGGUCAUUCAAACAAAUUUUGUCAAGCUAUAGUUAGUUAAUUUAUUUAUUUUACAGUGUGCCUUUGAUAAUUUAAGAAAAAAAUGAAUGUGCACAUUUUUAGUGGAAUGUAGUUAUUUUUUUUUGUUGUGUUGAGUGAAUAUGGUUUGAUUGUUGUUGUUAAAUUAUGUCCAUUUAAUGUUAAUAUUGUUAAUAAAAUAUUGCUGGAAGAUGUCCAAUAAAAUUGGUGCAAUUUUUAAAA